CAUUGUUCUGGUGAAAAGCACAGAUUACCAAUCUGAUGAUGCGCUGAUGACCUUUUCUAAUUAAAGGAACCAAAUUUUCAGUAGAAGGAACCUGAGCCAAAGAAAAGGAACUGCAUGUUUUUCUGCUAAUGCCACCAAAAGUUGGAUGCUUGAGCAUAUCGAGGGAACUCUGACAUAUUUAAAGGCUGAUCGCCACUGGGGUGAGCAGAUGAUAAAAUCACUGAUCCAGGUGAGAGGAAUAAGAUGAAUCGUUCGGGGAGGGAGUUCCCUGCUUUCUACUGCCUCCUUCUCCUUUGUCUUCUUAAAGGUUGUACCUGUCAAUACUACACAACAACAACAACAGUGGGAUCAGACGUUUCUCUAACCUGCACCUAUGCUAUUUGGAAAUAUGACAGGCUGCCCUUUUGCUGGGCCAGAGGUUCUACAUCUGCAUUUGGCUGUAACAAUGAGGUGUUGAAGUCAGACGGGACAUCGGUGAAGUCAAGGCUGUCGUGGCGUUACGAUCUCAGGGGUAAUCUCGGUAAUGGGGACGCCUCGCUCACCAUCACACAGGUACAGGAGGCUGACUCGGGCAAAUAUAUCUGUCGGGUGGAAAUACCUGGCUGGUUCAACGAUCAGGAAGUUGAGACUACUCUCAAUGUUGUACCAGGACGCCCCUCUCCGCCACAGGUGGAGCUCAGAGAGCUGAAACAAAGAGCCGCCACAGUUGGCUGGAGUCCUCCGUUUGAUGGCGGCAGAUACAUUUCAUCUUAUCUGAUUGAUUUUAAACGCAGCGAUGCGUCCUGGAAUGUCGCUGUGAGAACUCAGGAUAUCAAGACUCAGGUGACUUUGGUUGAUUUACGUCCCGCCACUACCUACAACCUCCGUGCGUUUGCUGUCAACAGUGUGGGGACCAGCGAUGCCAGCAUGGGCACCGAACCUACGCCCUUGGAUGCCAGCAAUGUCCUGGCAUUUACAACACAGGAAGCAGCGCCCGAGGGCCCACCACUUGAUAUGCGACUUCAGGCUGUCAGCACUCAGAGUAUCAGAGUCACCUGGAAGCCCCCACAGGUUGAACUCAGAAACGGCGUUCUGCGCAGCUACACCGUCAGCUACAGAGACUACGAUGCUCUGGUCCAGAAAUGGUGGCACCUAACAAAAAUGGCUACAGGUGAUCAGGAGAGCAUCCUGCUCACCGACCUGCAGCCUUCGACCAGGUACGAUGUGCUGAUUCAGGCCAGGACAAACGCAGGAGAAGGACCUGCUGCGACCGCGCCUCUCUGCUCCACUCUGGGCGAAGCAACUACAACCACUUCCACUACUGCUACAACCAGGACAAAACACACAAGCCUCUCUGUGGUGCCUCCAGAUCCACCUGUAAUUGGUUUGCAAGAAGUGACAAAUUACACAAUUUCAAUUUUCUGGACCCCUGGUUUUGAAGGCAACAGCCCCAUUUCUGGUUUCUACCUGGAGUAUAAAGCACAAAAUGCUUCAUGGGAUUAUACAGAAACUGUCAUCGAUUUUGACGCCAAUGAGACAGAGGCCACAUUGGUAGAGUUUAAACCUUCAACGUACAACAUUCGAAUGUUCGCUAAAAACAGUCUGGGAACCAGUAAUGCCAGCAACGUUCUCACCGUGACCAUAGAAGAAGGAGGCGUUCAUUUCUCAUCCUCCUCUCCUGGCUGUGUUUCGCUGUACGCUCCAAAAACGCCGUGGGACUUAAUGUUGAUAUUUUUAGGAUAUCUGUGGUUCUUUUGUCAAACAUCAGAAUUCAACCUCUGCUUGGCAUGACGGAUAAAACAGUAGUAGUGAAAUUCAGCUUAAAAUCUUGUGGGACAUACUUGUGAUCUUAUUAAAUGCAAAAGUCUAGCUACAAAUUUUGGCAGAUUUUUACUGUUACUGCAAUGACCUCACUGUCAAAGAUUAUUACCAAUUUAUUCAGUUUUAAUUUUGUUUAAUUUUCUUGACUGCACAUUUAAUAAAUAACUCAUUUUCUUUCUAAACACCAUGAAGCACCUGUAAAAACAGUGUGUUGGUCUACUGUAUUACAUGAAAAUGCAAAUAAAAUACAACAAAGUU
This is a messenger RNA of Poecilia latipinna (sailfin molly), 2058 nucleotides long. Its product is annotated as Down syndrome cell adhesion molecule-like protein 1 homolog. Bases 244 to 1770 code for a protein of 508 amino acids. Gene Ontology annotation, molecular function: cell-cell adhesion mediator activity. Gene Ontology annotation, biological process: axon guidance; brain development; cell-cell adhesion. The record is from RefSeq and is a predicted model, not a curated record. The transcript is spliced from 10 exons. Gene Ontology annotation, cellular component: axon; plasma membrane. Lineage: Eukaryota; Metazoa; Chordata; Actinopteri; Cyprinodontiformes; Poeciliidae.